This is a messenger RNA of Melozone crissalis (California towhee), 5828 nucleotides long. RefSeq names its product ankyrin repeat and fibronectin type-III domain-containing protein 1-like. The record is from RefSeq and is a predicted model, not a curated record. Lineage: Eukaryota; Metazoa; Chordata; Aves; Passeriformes; Passerellidae. Gene Ontology annotation, cellular component: spindle. The transcript is spliced from 23 exons. Gene Ontology annotation, biological process: regulation of establishment of bipolar cell polarity; establishment of mitotic spindle orientation; signal transduction. The coding region runs from base 840 to 4925 and encodes 1361 amino acids. Gene Ontology annotation, molecular function: protein binding.
GACAAGUGCUCCUGACUAGGGGAGGGCUGGCAGGAGGAUUUCCCUUCGGGUUCGCAGCGUCCCCGUGUCUGCUGUCUGCUGCGGAAGGGCUUUGUGCUGGAGCAUGGGGAGCAGAGCUCACAGGUGACCUCUAACUGGAUCAGCCUCGCUUGCUUUAAAUGUCUGUCCCUCUCCUCGGGCUCAGGUGUUUGGUGACAGGCUGGAAAGUCAUGGUAGGUAGGUGCUGCUGGCAGCUGAGGGUGCCAUCUGCUCUGGAAAACAGGGAGGGAGGAAAACUGGUGGACUCUGAAUAGCCUUGGGAAGACCAAGCGGGGAUCUUCUCCAUGCUGUAAGACCCUUUGGAAAUUCAUCUGAACAUCCGAUUUCUUGGAGUUUCUCAUCACCUCUGAGAUCAAACCCCAUCCCCUUCCUCAUCCGAGGGCCACCACAGCCACGCUGGGCCACCUGCUCAGAGGGCAGCUCCUCCACCCGCUCGCCGUGGGGGCUCGCAGACCUGUGCCAGUGCUACCGAGGGACCCUUUCCAGCGAGCACUUUUAAUUUUUCCUCCUUCACUCAGCUCUGCAGCGUCACAUGAAAUACACGUUCAGCUGCCCUGAGCUGUGACCUGCGCUUGGCUCAGGGAGACAGGACUUAGCACCCUCCAGACCUGAGGGCUGGCUGGAGCACGCUGUGGACUGUCCAAGUUGGUGGUGGCUGAGCUCCUCCUGGCCUGCGCUGGGUCCCUGUGGCCGCGCUCCCUCCUGGGGCUGAGGGCUGGAGCAGCGCUCGGGGCAGCGGGCACAGCUGGGGUGUAGCAUGCACGAGCGUGCGGAGGGACGCAGGGACACCGGCGGCAGCCAUGGCUUCGUUUGGGAAGCUGACGGAGUAUUUCAGCCUGAGGAAGUCGCGGCCGGAGCUGCGCUCCAGGCGCUGGGGCCGGCGGAGCGGGAGCUGCUGCUGUAGUGUCACCGAGUGCAGGUCCCUGGACAGGAAGCUGCAGCGGCCGCUCCUGGGCAAGUCGCGGACGCUGCCCAGCAUCCCGCAGUCCCCGGUGCUGAGCCGGCUGCCCCUGCUCGAGCCCGCCGCCUACCGGGACGAGAUGCCGGAGCAGAAGCCCUUCCAGAAGCACUCGGCCUCCGAGCACCAGAAAGGCUGCACGGUGCCUUCUGCCGGGGAGGCCUGGCGGCUGGAGGAUGACUGCUCGGAGCCGCCCAGGGCCCCCCAGCUGGGCACGGCCGUGGAGGACGCCCCGUUCAGCUACUUCCGCACGCGCUCCUUCUACAUGAGGAAGAGCCUGUCCGUGGACAACCACCUGGGCUCGCUGAGCUACGCCGUGCACCCGGCCGAGAGCAAGGCCGAGCGCGUCAGGACCAAGCUGCGGCGGCAGUUCAGCCUGGGGUCGGCAGACAAGAAGGACUUUUACCAGCCAAAGUCGGAGAGCAGCCUCGCUAGGUUUGCCCACCGCUUGUCGGUGAAGCAGAAGCAGGAGAAGAGAAGGAAAGCUGAGUAUGGCUCGGCCGAGCUGUCUGCCUUCCGGCCCAGGUCUCUGAGCAUUGAAUGGUCAUCCUCCCCUAAAAUGACCCAGCAGAUGCGGGACCUGCAGCUGGCGCAGGCCAGGAAGCCACCAGGCCCUUCCUCACCAAACGCAGCCAAGAGGCUCUACCGAAACCUGUCCGGGAAAUUCCGCGUCAACUACACCUCCUUCGACGAGGGCAGCCUGGUGGGACGGGGCGAGAAGGAGAAGCUCCGCAAGUCCUACCUGUUCCAGAGCAAUGCUGCGCUCUUUGAGGCUGUGGAACUGCAGGAUCUUGACAGGGUGCAGGAGAUGCUGAAGCACUACAGCCCUGAGGAGCUGGACCUCAACACCCCCAACAGCGAGGGGCUCCUGCCCCUGGACAUCGCCAUCAUGACCAACAAUGCUCCCAUCGCCAGGGCCCUGCUGCAGGCGGGAGCGAAGGAGAGCCCACACUUCGUGAGCCUGGAGAGCCGCUCGCUGCACCUGUCCACGCUGGUGCGGGAGGCGGAGCAGCGCGUCAACGAGCUGAUGGCGCAGGUGGUGAACGAGGCGCCCCACGCCGACUGCUCCGAGAAGGAGAAGCAGCUCAAGGCCUGGGAGUGGCGGUUCCGGCUGUACAAGCGCAUGAAGGCAGGGUUUGAGCAUGCCCGAGUGCCAGAUGCCCCCAGCAGCGUCCACCUCUCUGUGGCCAGCAGCACCUCACUGCAGGUGACCUUCUGGGAGCCCCUGAGUGUCAACUCAGCCGUUGUCACCAAGUACAAAGUGGAGUGGAGCUGCUCCCCCACCUUCUCACCACUGCUGGGAGAAGCUGUGAUUGACAAGCUGAAGGACCUGCACUUCACCAUCCAGGGGCUGGUGUCGGGCACGGCGUACCACGUCCGCGUGUCUGCCUACAACAUGAAGGGCUGGGGUCCCCCGCAAGCCUCCACGCCCCCCUUCGCCAUCCCCUCCAACUGGCGCGAGUACGACGGGCGGGCGCCGCGGCGGCGGGGCCAGGCCGAGGCCCUGGACCAUCUCCUGGGCCAGGUGAAGACCGUCCACCAGCACUGCAUCUGCCACGAGCCCUGCAAGAACCAGCCCCAGAGCAGAAAGCAUUCAGUCUCCAAGAGCCUCAAGCACCUCUUCCACCCUGGCAGCAAGUUUCUCAAGACACUGAAGCGGGGCCUCUACCUGACAGCCAUCUUCUACAAGGAUGACAACAUCCUGGUGACCCACGAGGACCAGAUCCCUGUGGUGGAGAUUGAUGACACCUACUCCUGCCUGCUCAUGCAGGAUUUCCUCUGGCUCACCAAGGUGUCGUGCAUGUGGGACGAGAUCCUGUGGCUGCGGCAGUGCGUCACCGUGUCCCAGUCCUCCUGCUCCUGCAUCCUGCAGACACGCUUCAAGAUGCUGCUGGCCAUCUCACAGAUGCAGGGGCUGCUGGGCAUCCAGGACCUGGGGCAGGUCUUCUUUGAGCCCAUCAAAGACAAACAGGGCAACAUCCUCAUCGUCACCCUGAAGGAGGUGAAGACCAACCAGACCUUCGAGAGCGUCCGCUGGGUGCCCAUCUGCAAGCUGCAGAGCGGCCGCAAGUCCGUGUCCUCCCCCGAGGAGCCCACGGCCCUGGACACGCUGCUCAUCUCCCUGCAGGACAAGCUGGCUUAUCACCAGCGGAGCAGCCAUGCCCUCUCCCCGGGGCUCUACCUGGGCUACUUGAAGCUGUGCAGUGCCGUGGAUCAGAUCCGAGUGCUGGUGCCAGAGCAGCUCCCCAACAUCCUGUGCCACGUCAAGAUCCGCUCCAACCCCAACAUCUCCAGGGAGGAGUGGGAGUGGCUGCAGAAGAUGGCCAGCGUGGAGGAGCCUGUUCCCACAGAGCCAGAGACUGACAGGUCCCAGAACCCCUUGUUUCAGGAGCUCCAAGUGGCCAUCAAGGAGCUGAUGACCCUGGUGAACAUCCCACUGCAAGAGGCCAAAGACUUCCGUCUGUACAGCCAGGAGGUGCUGGACUUUGGGGAUCAGGUCUCCUUCCUGCUGCUGCUGCCUCCAUCAGACGACGUCUGCAUCGCUCCAGGCCAGAACAACCCCUACACCCCUCGCUCUGGCUUCCUCACGCUGCCGCUGCAGAUCUUUGAGCUGGUCCACUUCUUCACGUACAGCCGGGAGUUCAUCACACAGUACUGCCAGGUGUCCGCCCUGCUGGAGCUGGAGUCCCUCCUGUCCCAGCAGAGCCUCAGGGAGGCUUUCUCCGAUGCUGAGCUCGCCACUGCCAAGCAGAGGCACCAGCAGGUUCAGGACUACAUCCAGCAAAUGGAAGAGAUCUGGCGAGAGAUGCGCUGGAUCAUGGAUGUCCUGCAGCACGCCCGCUACAAGCAGCCCUCCUGUGGGAUCUCUCUCAGUGGCUUCCUCAGCGAGGCCGGGGGGCCAGCGAAGGAGAAAACCCGAUCCUCCUCAUCCCACCUGGACUACCUUCCGUCCCCAGUGCUGUCACCAGAGACCAGCCGCAAGCUCAACUCCGACUCGCACGGCCUGUCGGACGAGGAGGGCUCCUCGGAGGUGUUCCUGGCCACCGACAGCGACUACGACUCGAGCCGGGCGCAGAGCCCGAAGGAGCUGGACCUGGUGUGCUCCACCUCAGGGCCCGAGUGCUGCGGCCGGAGGGGGGCCCGCACCCUGCGGGACAGCGCCCCGGACGUCCUGCAGAGCCACGAGCUCCAGACCGCCCCCGCAGGGCCGCCCCCGCCCGAGGAGCCCCGGCCGCCGGCCAAGCUCUACGACAGUGACUUUGUGCUGCCCAGCCGGCAGAUCGAGCUGCUGCGCAUCACCGAGAAGCGACAGGCCUACUGCGUCCGGACCAGCAGCCUGGACUUCCCCAAGCCGCACUGCCCUGCCCCGAGGAAGUCGUGCCCCGGCUCCGUGGACAGCUCCCCGGCCGAGAGCAGGAGCGCGGGCCCGGGCGGGCAGCUCCGGCUGCGGCCUGGCUCCACACCCAGCCCCGAGCGCCGCCGGGGCCGCCGGGGCUCCCAUGAGUGGACUCAGGACUUGCCGGAGCAGCAGCCAGAGCAGCCCGGGGGCUUGGCCGAGCAAGGGAAGAAGCCGGGCUCUGUCACCUUGAGGGUGUGCCCUCAGUACGAAACGGGACUCUCCAAAGACACCAGUGUUAAGCUGCACAUCACCAGCCAGACGCCUGCCAGCGAGGUGGUGAAGCUGGUGGUGCUGGAGAUGAACGGCCUCGCGCGGGACGUGCUGGGCGCCGCCGCCGCCGUCUGCUACGGCGAGGAGCAGCUGGAGCACUUCGGGCUGGUGUUCGCUGCCAGCGAGGGCGAGCGGUGGCUCCCCGAUGACUUCUUGCCCCUGUCCCUCCACACGAGCCAGCCCGAGGGGCGGUUCCUGGUGCGCAUCAAGGAGACGUCCCCGCUGGUGCUCCAGUACGGGCCGGCGACCACCGUAUGAGAGAGGAGAGCGGCGGGACGGAGCGGAGACCUCGGCUUCCAGAGCAGACAGCUCGUCUCUGAUGCUUCCUUCUUCCACAGACACCCUCUCAUCAGGCGUCCGCGGGGUGGAAUGGGAUCAUACUGGGUUGUGUGUUCUUUGUUUGUGCUAUUUUUUAAUUUUUUUUUUUUUUUUUUUAACCAAAGAGACAUCGAGACUCAGUUUUUCUGACUGGAGAAGAAGAGGGUGGAGUCCAGAGACCUCAGAGCUCAGGAGGAAUCUCUGCAGGAAUGGAAUUUUUGAAAGUAAACAUUUUUAAGGAGAAACGGGGGGAGGGGGGAGAGAGAGAGGAAAAAUAUUACAAGAAGAAGCAGCAAUACUUUUUUUUCCCCCUUUUUUUUCUGAAAAACCUUGUUUGGGAUUCACUGAAGGCAAAGCCACAGAGGAUUGCUGGGGAGAGCUGUGGUGUCAGUGAGGAGAGGGCAGGAGCCACAAGGACAGCCCUGGGAAGGACAUUUUCCUAUCUACCCUCCUUUCACUGCACCUGGAGAAAUGAUUCUUGCACAAAGUUCUUGGAACAAAAUUAUAUUCGUAUUUUUAUUCUGAAAAAAGUCAAUAAUCGUUGUGCCAGAGCCACUGGAGCUGGGUAAAGGUGAAUACCCUUUGCCUUGUGUCCAAGACUAAAGGAACACAUGCAGCCAGCCCCUGCACUCACAGACGUGUCAAUACCACACUAGAGAUUUGCUGUAGAGCAUCUCCUGCAACCCCCUGGGCUUCCCUGUCCCCCUGGGUGCCGUUCUGUUCUGGUGAUUGUGCUUCUCUAGUCCGUCCUACAGCAUGACAUUUUGUUAGCCACUAGGUCUCCUGUUAACAAGAUUACUUUUCUGAUCUCCUGUGGUCCAUAGUAAAGAAGACUGCUGCUGA